Messenger RNA from Vicia villosa (hairy vetch), 1200 nucleotides. RefSeq lists its product as uncharacterized. Gene Ontology annotation, molecular function: protein dimerization activity. Bases 1 to 1200 code for a protein of 399 amino acids. The transcript has 3 exons. The record is from RefSeq and is a predicted model, not a curated record. NCBI's taxonomy places the organism in Eukaryota, Viridiplantae, Streptophyta, Magnoliopsida, Fabales, Fabaceae.
AUGGAUGAUGCUGAACAACAAGGAGAUGCUGUUUGGGAGCAAGCAAAUGAGAAUCAAGAAUGGAGACCAUGGCCUCAACAAGGUUAUGAACACAGGGAGUAUGAAAGUGGCUACCAAAGCUAUGGCCCGGGAUCACAAGGAAAUGAUUAUGAUAAAUUGGCAAUGCUUCAAAGCAUGCAAGCAAAACAAGAUGAGCGUUAUGAAGAGCACAUGGGCUGGCGCAUAAGCUUUCAGGAAAUUCAAGAUGGGCGGGGUCACGAUGAAACUAGAAAAUCAAGAAAUCAAGGAAACUUUCUUGAGUUAUUGAAAAUAUUAGCAUCCUACAAUGAUGAAAUUGCAAAAGUUGUGUUGGAAAAUGCUCCACAAAAUUGCAAGUGUACUUCACAUCAAAUUCAAAAAGAGCUCUUGAAAAUUCUUUCUAGUAGGGUGAAAAAGAGUAUUCGUGAGAAAAUUGGUGACUCCAAAUUUUGUAUCGUUGUUCAUGAAGCUCGUGAUGAGUCAAAAAAGGAACAAAUGGCUCUUGUAUUAAGAUUUGUUAAUAAAAAUGGUAUUGAGAUUCCUGAUCUUAAUGAUGUUCAUUUAACAACAAGAUUUGGACGCUCCCGUCUUGAAGAGAAUCAAGUCACAAUUCAAAAUUACUUUAAAGUUGAAAUCUUUUUCACUACCCUUGACAAACAGUUACAAGAGUUGAAUAGCAGAUUUAUUGAGCAAGCAAUGAAUUUGUUAACUCUUUCUUGUUCUUUGUCUCCUAAGGAUGGAUAUAAAGCUUUUAGCAUUUAUACUAUUUGUUCUUUAGUUGAAAAAUAUUAUCCUAUGCAUUUUAGUGAUCAAGAGAAUAAUAAUUUAGAAUUUCAACGCCAACAUUUUCUAUUUGUUACUCGUCAAGCAUCAAACUUGAAUAAUUUCUCAACUAUUCAAGAACUAUGUUCAUGUUUGGUUGCGUUUGGACAGGCUGAAACUUAUUUCUUGAUUGAUAGACUACUUUGUCUUAUCUUGACUCUUCCUGUUUCUACGGCCACAACUGAGAGAUCUUUUUCAUCAAUGAUAAUUAUUAAGACUAAGUUGAGAAACAAGAUGGAUGAUAAGUUUAUUGGAUAUAACAUGACAAUAUAUAUUGAAAGAGAGAUUAGUGUAAGCAUUAGUUCUAAGUCAAUUAUUGAUGGUUUCAAGUCACUCGGAAUGCAGAAAGCAUUGCUUUAA